Messenger RNA from Haemonchus placei, 4062 nucleotides. NCBI's taxonomy places the organism in Eukaryota, Metazoa, Nematoda, Chromadorea, Rhabditida, Trichostrongylidae. The record is from the annotation of a GenBank genome assembly.
AUGGAUGCUGAGAAAGAUGUUGCGGCGGGCAGUGAAGAUAAAGAAGAAGAGCAACAUGAAACAGAAGAAUUAGCUGAUGAGAUGGAAGGUGAAGAUGCGCUGGCUGAGGUCGAGGUUGAUGAAAAGACUGAAGACGUGGAAGAAGGGCAACAGAAAGAGAACAACGGUGAUGAUGAUAUCAUCAGUAUCGCAUCCAGUGAUUUGUCAAUGGCUGAUGAGGCGUGUGAGAACUCUGACGAGGAGGAGAUGGAGCAAAGUGAUGAUAUAGUUGAAGACGUUGCUGUCCAAGAUUUUGAUCCUGAUUCGUUGCAACUUAUACCUCCACAGCACAUACGUGCGCCUUGGUUCAAACAUGCAGUGGCUGAGUGCGAUGCGAAGAAUUGGGAAAUUUUCGUAGAGGCCAUUGAAGCCUUCGAUCACGAAUCCAUAUUUGAGGGAAUAGAUGAUUUCAUCGUAACGGUAGAGACGUUACUUCCACAUCUGCCAUCAUGUUUUGUUACUCUUGUUAAAGGUAAUGUGUUGUCUGAAAAAGAAGCAGCUUCAAAGAUCAUGGUGUGGUUGGAAGUUUGUCUCAGUAAGGAAGUGCAAGCUUUGAAUGAGGCUAAAAAGAUGCACGAUAUUGCUUUCGGAAUUUUGAAGGCGGUAUGCGAUUCGUCGAAAGGCAGUGUUAUAGGGAAAUGUGUAGUUGAGUCUGGACUCAUGGAACUUCUGCUAGAUGUCAUAGAAGAGUCUGAGGGUUCUGAAUUGCGGAUGAGAGCUCUGCUCUCUAUUUUCCAUUUGAUAUCAUCGCCAGCGCUUUGGCGCAUCUCGAACGAUCAUUUUCGUUGUGGAAAUCUGGGCAGUCAAAAGCGAACCCUUUAUUCAAGACUCGUUGCCUUAUCUCUUGGACAUCGUUUUUUCAUAGGCAAAAGCUUUAUGCAUCGAUUGACUCUCGUGUUGUCGUGGUCACGCUUUGACUCUGCUCUUUCAAGACUGGAGAGUUGCUCAGCAGAUAUGCUAGAUGCGGUGCACCUUGUAUCCAGCGUCGGAGAUUUACCGGCACAGCAAUUAUCGCAGAAUUGGGAUGAAUUCAUUCUCAGUUUCAAUGCUCUUCGAGAAUAUAUCUCUGAAUUCGAUGACGAAAAGGUCUGCGCUGUGUUCGAUGUUUAUGGCCUUCUGCAGUCAAGCGGUUUUCUCGGAAUUUGUACGCGCCUGCUUACUAUGUCAAGAGUGGUUGACAGAUUUCCAAAUGCUCUGCAUUUUAUUGAGUUCCUCUUGAAUGAUAAAUAUUACGGAACGCUCUUUAUCGUUCAUGAUGCGGAGCUGGUUCCACUGCUUGCAGAACUCAAAUUACUUGCGCAAGCUGAAAGCACAAGUGAAAACACCGCGUUCGAAAACUUCGAUGAGGGUGUUUGUGAAAUGGACCAGAAAUUUCCAAGCGCCACUGAGAUACGUUUGAAGAUUGUCUAUCGCCUCCAUGUGCUACAUCUGCUUGACAAGCUUCGCAGCUGUGCUGGAACUUUGCGUCACAAUAUUGAUGACGAAACCCGAUUAUCAGCUUUGAUGUCGUUAUGUGAGCUUUGCAAUGAUACCAACGGAAGAGGACAACGUGAAAUUCUUUGGGCAUUAGCUCAAAAAUACAUUUACUACAUAAUGGAUAUCAUUGAAUACGCCGCUGCCCAUAGUAGUCUCCGUUCUUCGCCAUCUUUUAUUCUUUCACUUCAUCUUCUGGCGCUUGUAGUCGCAAAGGUUGACGACCCACACUUUUGGCUUCGAAACGCUAGGCCAUUUUCUCGACUUGUAUCAGCAAAAGGAGGUAUCACUUCUAGCAUGCACAAGAAGCUGAAUGACUAUCUUUCUCCGUUCACAGAGCCAUUACUGCACAAUUUGGGAGCUGCAGGAUCAGACGUUACUAGCUGUCUCAUUAAACAGAUGAAAACUGCGUUCGAGCGCCGAAAUGAGAUUACACCAGUGCUCAGUACAAGUGUUCGCGUAUUGGAAGCUGUGUUGAUGAACGCUAGCAAAUCAACUCUUUUGGAGUUAUUCCAUACCAUGGAACAAGAUGGUUCGCUAGAUUCUUUGGCUCAGUGGCUCUUCGGACUCGCUCAAAAUCGUCAUGCAAUGUGGCAGAUGGGUGAACCAGCAUCGAGUGGAGCCUCAAAAAGUUUCCACAUAUUUGCGUUUCCUGUGCUGCGCAUAUUCGCCUCUUAUAUGAAAACUUGUAAUAACCUUGGUGGAAGCUCAGUCAAGUUGCGAACACUCAGUGAAGUGAUGAUGGACGCACUUUUCCUUAUGUGGAGCUCAGCAGGUGGAAUGAAUGGACAGAGGUUCACUCCUGAAUGCCGCAAAAUCCGGCUAGCUGUUCUAGAUGUUCUCGCUCCUGCUCUAUUUCAUGAGAAAUCAUUGGCGGAAGUUAUACGUCACAUACUGUUGCGGAGUUGUUCUCGUCCUCAUCUUUACGCCGCAGCCCUCAGUUUGCUUAUUUGUCUAGCUCCUUGGGCUCCUCCAUUAGUGAUUGCAAAGAGCGAAUUGCCAUCAUGGAAAGAUGUAGUCAUUGGACAUCGUCAGCGUGUAAACAGAUUUGUUCGUGCUUUCUCGUCUUGUGAGAGCAGAAAUGACUUCGCUGAGGUUCUUCUUUCGUCCUCUCCAUACAUUUCUGAGUUGGCUUUGAAGUUUGUCGAUCGAAUGUCUUGCCUUGAUCGGCGUCUGGCUCGAGAUCUUGCAGAAAAUUUGAUGGAUUACAUCAUUGCAUCUUUCAACCUGAGACAUACCGUUGUGAAGAAAAAAGAGAAUUCCGUGACGACGCCUACCGGCUCUGUAAAUGGCGAUUCGUUAGUGGAAAAUGAGGAAACUCGGCCGGCAUCAACCCGAAUGGUUCGGUUGCUGGAAUCACUUGUACAUUUAUGCAAAGCUGAACGGUUCCGCGUGGUUUUGUACGAGUUUUUGAGCCAUUAUCCGAGUCGCGCUAGGCUUUUGGUUCCUAUAUUGGUUCAGUUCGAGAAGCCUACAUUUGAAAGUGAGCGGCAAUCGCGAUUCCAGAAUGCAGUUCUGGAUCUGAUUUCUGGCUUAUACUGUCCCUCGUUAUGGAGCAGUGAAUUUGACGUGGAGUUCUCUGAUUGUGAAGAAUGCCCCUUGGCUGACUCGAAUGAGAGCUCAGCCUUAACAGGAUUUCCUGUGGAGUCUUUGAAAAAAGAGGAAGAACAAGGAAAAGUGAGCCGCUCUGCAUCCGUAGAGGUUAUUGAAGAUGAUACCGAUGACUUGGUAACUGCUCUGGAGUUGGUUGAAGAAACUGAUAACGAUCGUCAUGUGACAAGUACAUUGGAGGCGAUUGUGUCUUCGCUUUGUGUUUUCGUGAACACUCCUGAUCAAAAGAUCGCUGCAGUUAGUCGAGCUGUUGAAAUACUGUCCAAAGCAUCGUCCGCCGCCUUAGAAGAGCAGAACGGACCUUUCACUCAAGUGAUUCGCGAAUGUAUUCGACGUGCUGGUGUUCGUCCAUUACUCGACAGAAUGGAUAAGCUAUUUGGAACGGCAGAUGUGAUAGCUUGCCUUCUGACUUUGGCGACCACCCUUGAUUCACUUUUUGGCGAACAGGUGGAAAUUUUGCGCAAAGUUCUCGAAUAUUCUUCAUCCGAACACCCGUUGGCAUCCAUAAUAAUCAAAAUCGACGAAAUGAAGGAGCAAGAUGCCUCAUCCAAGUGUCUAGUUAAGAUUUUGGACAAGUUCUUCGAAUCUCUCAGUGGUUGUGCGACGCAGGAUGAAGCUGCAAAAGAUGAAAAAGACAUGAUGAAAAUCCCAGUCAUGUACGGUAGAAGUGCGGCUGUAGCCAAGCUGUACCGUUGUCCAAUAGUGGAAGUAGUUGAAGGAACUCGAGAAGUAUACAAAAGAAUUAAAGCAGCAUCGAGUGUUUUGGUAAAACGUCAGAAGACAGUUGGAACACGAAUGGGUACCGAGGUGUCAAAGAUCAUCGAUGCCAAUAGAGGCAAAGAAAAGGCAGUGCUGAAGCUGCUGCGAAGAGAGUUGGAAAUUCGGUGGGUUUUGCCCUUGCAUCAUGGAAUCGCUUGCGUCUCGCAGCAGCUCGCGUAA